AUGCGACAAAGCGUCGUUCAGAAUGUCGAUGCUCUACGAGAAAAUGAAACGCUCAUCAACAUGGACCUACUGGGCCUUGUACCUAGCACGUCAAGGUGGGUAGGCCAAGAAUUCAUUGAUAUUUACUUCCGCGACUUCCACCCCGCUUGGCCGUUUCUGCAUCGAGGGACUUUCAAGAUGCCGCAAGAACCAUGUAUACUUCUUCAAUCGAUGGUGAUGAUGGGACUCUGGAUCAAAGGCGACAAAGAAUCUCGCGAUGCAGCGAUGGUCUUUCAUCGCAAAUUGAUAUCUGCUAUUGAGGCUCAAAGAUCCGAAUGGUAUGUGUCUGAAUCGACCUUAUGUCCGAACAAUGAAAUGCCCUGGCCUAUGGCGACCUAUCAAAGCAUUCUUAUACAUAUUGUACUGGCCCUUUUUGUGGCCGAACAAGAGACCACCCUCGAUUUGAACUGUCGUUAUCGACUAUCAGCCCCCGCAUACGAAAUUCUUACAGCACUGGUAGAGACCUGCCGACAGCUGGGCUUGUUCAAUUAUCCGAAAAUGCUCAGUAAACACCAUCCCUCUGCACCGUUGGCACUUGUGUGGGUGAGCGUGGAAGAAAUCAAACGAUUCGGCCUGGCGCUUUACAAGGUAUGUCGUUUAUGUGCUCGUGGUGUCGACUCUCACACAGAGAAAAAGGCCCACAGAAAUGGCGAUUUCUUGAAAAAUGAGCUCUUAACCCUAGCAGACUUGGAAUUCUGCAUGCCGGAUAGCGAUGAAUUGUGGAAUGCACCACCGGGCCAACAAUCUGCGUGGAUUCGAGGUACUGCUUCACAGCAGAGGUCCAGGGAUAACCGCGAUUCAAAAGGGUGGAUAUCUCAUACAUCGAAGCAACUGAACGAUGACCGUAUCGCGUUUGACUGGAUAUAA
Molecule: messenger RNA, 906 nt
Organism: Aspergillus affinis
Lineage: Eukaryota; Fungi; Ascomycota; Eurotiomycetes; Eurotiales; Aspergillaceae
Product: C6 and C2H2 transcription factor
Exons: 2
Coding region: 1-906 (301 amino acids)
Biological process (GO): regulation of transcription by RNA polymerase II; DNA-templated transcription
Cellular component (GO): chromatin
Molecular function (GO): RNA polymerase II cis-regulatory region sequence-specific DNA binding; DNA-binding transcription factor activity, RNA polymerase II-specific; zinc ion binding
Source: RefSeq, a predicted model, not a curated record